Molecule: messenger RNA, 258 nt
Organism: Phanerochaete carnosa HHB-10118-sp
Lineage: Eukaryota; Fungi; Basidiomycota; Agaricomycetes; Polyporales; Phanerochaetaceae
Exons: 3
Coding region: 1-258 (85 amino acids)
Source: RefSeq, a predicted model, not a curated record
AUGACGGACACCCUUGGCUACGGGCUCGAGAAGAGGCGCCAGGGAAACCUCGAGAUCCUUGCUGGCAGGGAGACGUUCAGGGAUGAGUUCCGGCGCAUGCUACAGAGCGUAUCCGCCAAUGGGCAUACCUUCGAGGAGUGCAAAGAGGUCCUGAAGAAGAAUAUUUGGCUGGACCCUGGCUUCAAAGAUUUCUACGCGUACUGCAAAGAACACGACAUCCCGGUUGUCAUCAUCUCCAGGUACGCCUCCGGCCUGUGA